This is a messenger RNA of Lindgomyces ingoldianus, 1235 nucleotides long. RefSeq names its product mitochondrial carrier. Gene Ontology annotation, biological process: carnitine transmembrane transport; mitochondrial transport. Bases 128 to 1114 code for a protein of 328 amino acids. The record is from RefSeq and is a predicted model, not a curated record. Lineage: Eukaryota; Fungi; Ascomycota; Dothideomycetes; Pleosporales; Lindgomycetaceae. Gene Ontology annotation, cellular component: mitochondrial envelope. Gene Ontology annotation, molecular function: O-acyl-L-carnitine transmembrane transporter activity. The transcript has 2 exons.
CUUCGCCGAAUUGUUUCACUCUCCUCCUAUACCUUCCUUCUUGAAUGCUCUUCUUGAUUUGACUCCUCCCCUUUCAAAGCACAACUUGACCUUGGCUGACGCACCCCGCGUCCCCCCAACCCCCAGCAUGACCACGAAGAACCUUCUCAAGCCCGAGACCCUGCACUCCACCGAGGGAAUAAAGGAGGAUGUUGUGGUCGCCUCGAAAAGCACACUCCAGUCGCUGCGAGCGCUGGUCGCCGGCGGUGUGGGUGGAGUGUGUGCAGUCGUUGUCGGACAUCCGUUUGAUCUAGUAAAGGUGCGACUUCAAACGGCAGAGAAGGGCGUCUAUAGUGGAGCAAUGGAUGUCGUCCGGAGAACAAUCGCAAGAGAGGGUCUAGCACGAGGCCUCUAUGCUGGUGUGCAGGCGCCUCUUGUGGGAGUGACGCCAAUGUUCGCCGUUUCGUUCUGGGGAUACGAUGUUGGCAAGCAACUUGUGUCUACCUUCUCUACGGUACAGAACAACCAGUAUUCAGUCGCCCAGAUUUCGGCCGCCGGCUUCUUCAGUGCCAUUCCCAUGACCCUCAUCACGGCUCCUUUCGAGCGUGUAAAGGUGCUCCUCCAAAUUCAAGGGCAAAAGCAGCUAGCGCCUGGCGAGAAACCCAAAUACUCUGGGGGCGUUGAUGUUGUACGGCAGCUUUACAAAGAGGGCGGUAUUCGGUCUGUGUUCCGGGGCUCCGCUAUGACACUUGCUAGAGAUGGGCCAGGAUCUGCAGCGUACUUUGCUACGUACGAGAUCAUCAAGCGAAAACUCACUCCGAAGGACCCGGCUACAGGGCAGCCAGGUCAGCUCUCACUCUCCGCUGUCAUGGUUGCUGGCGGUGCCGCCGGUAUCGCCAUGUGGAUACCCGUGUUUCCAAUCGACACCGUCAAAUCACGGUUGCAGAGUGCAGAGGGGCGGCCAACGAUCAGUGGUACCAUCAAAGGCAUUCAUGCUAGUGGAGGUAUUAAAGCCUUCUUCCCAGGUAUGGGGCCAGCAAUGGCUCGGGCCGUUCCGGCAAACGCAGCAACCUUCUUGGGUGUCGAACUUGCACACAAAGCCAUGACUAAGGCGUUUGAUCGAGAUGAAGAGUAGAUCUGAGCAACUAAUUGGUCUGUAAGAGAACGGGUGAGGCAUAUCAAAGUAUUAUUACGUUUUGGAUGAAUAUUUCUGUUUAUCAUGAUCUGGCACGGCAUUUUAGAAUUCAUCGUCUCCG